CGACCGCCCCUGUGGCUGUCCGCCUGGCAUUGCGUGGGAUACAGAGCCUUAGAGGAACGGUUCGCCUUGAGUCGAGACAGGCAGCCUUCGGGGGUCAGCGCUAGUUGACCUCUCUCAUCAGCCCUCACCCACCUGUCAUGUAUCCAGAGACUCCUGGGGAGGAGGCUGGAGAGCAGACUUGGGGAGGGGAAGGGGUGCCGCUGUUCUUCUGGAGGCGGGCGUCUUCCACAAUAGCGAAUGCUUCAAGUAUGUGUGUAUUUGAGAAAAGUCUGGGAAGGGUGAUCUUGAGAACGGCGUGCCUGUUCGGAGCUGCUUGAACUUUUCUUUAUUUCUCGGAGACUCUUUAUGUCCUGAACGCCGGUCGUCAAGGAAGACUCUUCGUGAGUGAUCCUCGGAUUGUCCAACAGGUUGAGGGAAAACUGGCAAGAAAAACGGGCAAGAGCCUGACACAUAUGUUACUGAGAAAAAUCCAGAUUCGACAAGGAUACUAGCUCCUCCGAUGACAGGUUGCAGCCAUGCAGCACAUUGUGGCCGUGCCCCAUGGACUGGUACGGAGAAGCUUCCUUGGAACGGACCUCCUCAUGACAAGGACUCUGUGCAGUCCAGGUCCCAGCCAGCCCAGAGAAAAGCGACCAGAGGCUGCGGCCUUAGGGCUGUAUCACCGCCUCCCGGCAUUGGGAAGAGCCUUGGGCCACAGCAUUCAGCAGCAAGUGGCCUCCACAGCCAAGGCUUGGUGGGAGCGAUAUGAAGAGUUUGUGGGACUCAAUGAAGUUCGAGAGGCCCAGGGGAAUGUAACCGAGGCAGAGAAAGUGUUCAUGGUGGCUCGUGGUCUUGUGCGAGAGGCUCGGGAGAAUUUAGAGGCUCAGCAGACUAGGCUGAAGGAAGUGAGGGACCGCUUGGACCGCGUCUCCAGGGAGGACAACCAGUACCUGGAGCUGGCCACUCUGGAACACAGGAUGUUGCAGGAAGAGAAGAGGCUCCGAGCAGCCUAUCUGCGUGCAGAAGACUCAGAGCGGGAGAAGUUCUCUCUCUUCUCCGCAGCUGUGCGGGAGAGUCACGAGAAGGAGCGCACAAGGGCUGAGAGGACUAAGAACUGGUCCCUCAUUGGGUCAGUCCUGGGAGCUCUGAUCGGUGUGGCUGGCUCCACCUACGUUAACCGUGUCCGGCUACAAGAGCUGAAGGCCUUACUCCUGGAGGCACAGAAAGGGCCUGUGAGUCUCCAGGAGGCCAUCCGCGAACAGGCUUCCAGCUACUCCCUCCAGCAGAGAGAUCUCAAGGACCUCAUGGUGGAUCUGAGGGGCCUGGUGCAUGCUGGGCAGGGCCAGGGCUCUGGGUCACCAACAGGUACUUCUUCUACCGGAGGAAGAGACAUAGAUGCCCUUUCAGCCGCCAUGGAAGAGCAGCUCAGUCAUUCCCAGCAGGUCCAGUCCUGCCUGGAGGGUUUCCGAGAGCGGCUUGAUGGCCUGGAAAAGACUUGCCGCCAAAUGGCUGGGAUGGUUCAGCUUGUAAAGGCUACAGGCCCAGUGGAGCCCGCAGGUGGGGCCCUGCCCAGCUCUUUGCUGGAACAAGGCAGCAUGAUCUUGGCCCUGUCUGAUAUGGAGCAGAGGCUAGAAGCCCAAGUCAACAGGAAUAGUAUCUGCAGCACACUGGUCACCUGUGUGACAUUUAUGGUCACGUUGCCCGUGCUCUACAUGCUGUUCAAGACCAGUUAGUCCUGGGGUCCUUCUUCAGAGGGGCCUGAGGGUGAAUGUGGCUUUUGUUGGUGAUUUGAUAAAUCUUGAGUUACAUAUAACCUCAGACUGAAUACCAUCUGAGGGGCUCACUGGCAGGUAUAUUUUAUUUUGUAAGUAAUGCUUAUUUACAUUAAUUAUCAAAACUUUACAAAUGUCCAAUUAAACUAUCUAAGAAUUUGUAUUAUUUGAAA
Messenger RNA from Mesocricetus auratus (golden hamster), 1924 nucleotides. It is a transcript of the gene Ccdc51, whose product is annotated as coiled-coil domain containing 51. The transcript is spliced from 4 exons. The record is from RefSeq and is a predicted model, not a curated record. Bases 516 to 1712 code for a protein of 398 amino acids. NCBI's taxonomy places the organism in Eukaryota, Metazoa, Chordata, Mammalia, Rodentia, Cricetidae.